AUGAGAAUUACGCGCCACAGUCUAGUAUGACAAGGGUCCUGCACAUGAUGCAACGAAGAGACCUCAACAAACAUUAACAUGCGGGUCGGAAACGACAGGAAGUAGUCACGCAAAACGAACUUUGCACUGCCCCAGCUACAGCCAGGCGAAGAGGCCAAAUAGCCAGCUUGAUUUUAUAGCUCGUGUCACGUUUUACACCGGUAAAGUAACUUUACGACGCUCCCUAGUCGCCACUUCCCACACGACCCUUGCCCCUCGCCGUGUUGCUCGCCGCAGUGCUGUAGCAUGCAGCGGGUGACGACAGGAGGGCUGCGCACGCUCCGACAGAGCCACAUUAUCAGCGACCUGCUCGUACAUUUGCCGGGGCCCGUGGCUCGUCGAAACAUGUCGUCGUCUCCGGUGAAGCGGCCGGUUUCCUUGCUGGGAACCAUGGCGUUCGGCGGCCGAGCUGACGCCGAGCAGAGCCUGGCGAUGGUGCAGACUUUCCUGGGGAGGGGGCACAACCACCUGGACACGGCCUUCAUGUACGUGGAUGGGAAGUCAGAGACGGCCAUAGGGGGCAUGGCUCUCCCCAAAACAGUAAGCAUCGCCACCAAGGCCAACCCCUGGGAUGGGAAGACGCUGAAGCCAGAGAGUGUGCGCUCCCAGCUCGAAACCUCCCUUCAGAGGCUGCGAACCGACUGUGUGGACCUUUUCUACCUCCAUGCCCCUGACCACCAAAACCCCAUCCAGGAUACUCUAAGGGCCUGCAAUGAACUCCACAAAGAGGGAAAAUUCAAGGAGUUCGGCCUGUCAAACUAUGCAUCAUGGGAAGUGGCUGAAAUUGUGUGCCUCUGCAGACACAACAACUGGAUCGCUCCCACUGUUUAUCAGGGGAUGUACAAUGCCACUACAAGACAGGUUGAGACAGAGUUGCUGCCAUGUCUGAGAUACUACGGAAUGAGAUUCUACGCAUACAAUCCCCUAGCAGGGGGCCUUCUGACAGGCAAGUAUCAUUACGAAGACAAAGAUGGUUCCCAGCCUGCAGGACGAUUCUUUGGUAACAACUGGGCCGUAGCAUACCAGGACAGAUACUGGAAGAAAAGUCAGUUCCAGGCCAUAGAUGUGGUUCUAAAGGCCUUGGAGACAGUGUACGGCUCAGAAAAACCCAGCCUGACUUCUGCUGCCAUGCGCUGGAUGUACCACCAUUCCCAACUUAAGGGUGAUUUUGGAGAUGGAGUCAUCAUCGGCAUGUCAAGCAUGGAGCAACUUCAGCAGAACUUGACUGCUGCAGAGGAGGGUCCUCUGGAUGAGAGAGUGGUCGCUGCCUUUGAUGAAGCCUGGAAUCUUGUAGCCCACGAGUGUCCGAACUACUUCCGAUGAGGACGCCCUUCUCACUGCAGAGCCAAAAUCUCCAUUACAGUUGAAUCAAAUAUCAUUUUACGUUUUUACAGAAAACAGAGGGGCUAAUUACUUAAAUUUACCUUUUUCCUGAAAUCACACUUGAAAUUUUCCAUUGUGUAAAUUUAAAAAUGACAAGAUAUUUUUUCAGUGAGAAAUAACUUUUUCUGGAGCCUGACCAAAUUAAACUGUUACAUUAAAAAGAAAACAAAUUUUUGUCA
Molecule: messenger RNA, 1601 nt
Organism: Xiphias gladius (swordfish)
Lineage: Eukaryota; Metazoa; Chordata; Actinopteri; Istiophoriformes; Xiphiidae
Gene: akr7a3
Product: aldo-keto reductase family 7, member A3 (aflatoxin aldehyde reductase)
Exons: 7
Coding region: 286-1362 (358 amino acids)
Molecular function (GO): oxidoreductase activity
Source: RefSeq, a predicted model, not a curated record